GCUAGCUCAGUGUAAAUUUCCAAAUGCAGGAAGAAAGAAAUUUUGUUUGAAUCACCUAAUUAUCUCGAUAAUAACUGCCUUGCGUAUGCAGAUACCUUGCAAUGUCUAGGGGGAAGAUCAGGGCCUCUAGUGAAAUAUGUGCUGAUUGCAACGCCCAGGAUCCAGCAUGGGCAUCUAUAAAUCGUGGAGUUUUGAUAUGUGAUGAAUGCUGCAGUAUCCACAGAAGUCUAGGCAGACAUAUCUCACAAAUUAAGUCACUGAAAAAAGGAUCAUGGAGUCCUACACAGCUUGCAAUGCUUCAUCAGUUGGUCAGCUUUCGUGCCAAUGACAUCUGGGAGCAUACAUUAUUGGAGCCCACACAGAACAAACAGGGUCGUCGCAAACCAAACCCCAGAGAUCAAAUACACCCUACCAAGGCAGACUUUAUACGAGCAAAGUACCAAUUCUUAGCAUUCAACAAGCGUCCCGCCAAUGGUGAAGUGAGCUCAGUUGAAGACCUCAGCAAGCAACUUUAUUCAUGUGUACGCACCAGCAAUCUGGAGACCAGUCUUAGAUUACUGUCCUUGGGGGCAGAUGCUAAUUAUAUAAACAUGGAGCGUGGUAGCACUCCACUUCAUAUAGCAGCCCAAGCAGGCCAGACAGCCCAGGUGGAGCUACUAGGUGUAUAUGGGGCAGACCCUGGAGCUAUGGAUGUGUUCAGCAAAACACCAGCAGAUCUUGCAAGAGCUGAGGGUCACACUGACCUAGCGGACAGACUGGUGGAGUGUCAAUAUGAACUUACAGACAGACUUGCUUACUAUUUGUGUGAAAGAAAGCCAGAUCAUCGGACAGGCCAACAUUUUAUCAUACCUGAGAUGGCUGACAGCAGUCUUGAUUUAUCUGAACUAGCAAAACAAGCAAAAAUAAAACUACAAGCUUUGCCUAACAACCUAUUUGAAGAGCUCGCUUGUGAUGUUUAUGAUGAAGUGGAUAGGAGAGAAACAGAACAAAUAUGGCUUUCAACACAGACCCAACACAGUACAGCUAUGACUGAAAGACAAACAGUCCCAUUUUUACCAGUCAAUCCUUCAUUUUCUGCAACUAGAAAUCAGGGUCGCCAAAAGCUAGCAAGAUUUAAUGCAAGAGAGUUUGCAACACUAGUCAUUGAUAUACUGAGUGACGCAAGGAGACGACAGUGUGGCAUUACAAGUCCUGUACAUAUAGUAGAACAAGAAUCCUCAGAAAGUAAAAAACCAGUUGAGAAAAAACGUCCAAAUAGUCAGCGCGUUGUAAAGACAAGUAGUUUAUCGGACGAUGAGCCUCUCUAUGACACCGUAGCAUCAGAUGAGGAUUAUAGCAGUAUAGACAAUCCUGACCUAAAGGAGGAAGCUCUGGCUGAAACAGAAGAGGAGUCAAAAAGACCUGAGUUGAAAUAUGGGAUCGGGAUGCAACGUUUUAGUCCAUCAUCAAUGAUGUCUUUCUCUGAGAGUGCUACAUCAGACCAUUCAGAUGGACCAAUCACAUUAGAGGAAUAUCUUCACACCAAAAGGCAACUGGCAGAAUCUGAAAUGAGACUGAAACAGCUUUCUCACAAAGACAAGAGUAACAAACAAAAGAUAGAUCUGCUAAAUGACAUGGUUCAGAAAUUAAUGCAGGAAAAUGCUGAGCUUCGUUCUGGUAAGUUCCCUGAGACAAUACCCAAUGGCCAUGAGGCAACAGAUGCUACAGGGCAAGUGCAAUUGAGGGCACAUAGGGUCGCUGCAAGACCAGCUUCUAUGUUUGAGCCACGGAUGCAGAAAAAUACAUCUCAGUCAAAACAGAAAACCGCAGUCACUCUAAACACAGUUCAGCAGCGGCUAGUGGAGGACCAUGAGGUCCCUUAUGAAUGUACUGAUGUCACUACAGAUACGCAAGCUAGCUCUGGAGACUCGGACUAUGAUAAUGCAAAUAAAGAACCCAGCCCUGGACCAAGCGAAAUCAGUGAAACGGCAGAGGCUUCAUCAGUCGCUAGUGGUGUUGAACCUACAACAGCUCCAUCUGGUGAACAAACCAGUGAAGAUGAGAAACAAGACAAUCUCCCGAGUCAAGAAGAAGUUGUAAAGAAAACAGACAGAAUCACUAAAAAAAUUCAAGAACUCCUUCAUUCUGCACAAGAAGGCAAAGAUGAGAGUUAUAUUCCAUCAUCUGAGAGAAUUGAACUAGCUGUGAAGGAUAUGGCAUUUAUAUUCCCCGAGGAAAUAAAAUCAAAUAAAAUUGAACAUGCACUCCACCUAUUGGUUACAAGUGCAUCUAAGCUUAAGGAAGAGGUUCAGAAGCUACCAGCAGACCUAGAUAGACGCUUGAAAACACAACAAGUCAUACAAUGUGCUUACGAUAUUGCCAAAGCUGCCAAAAAUCUUGUACAAUUGUUCCAAUAAUUCAGUUUGUUCAGAUGUCAGCAGCUUAUUUUGCCUGAGUCCAGAUUGGGGCAUUUGUUGUGGGAAGUUGGGAACCAUUUUGGAUUUGUUGGAGUUGACUGACUACUUGUUUAGAUUGACUCACUCUUGUCCAACUUUAGAACUAAGAAAGACCAUUUAAGAAGACAAUGUGAUGUGUAAUGCAACUGGUGACUGCAAUCUGAUGAAUUUGGAAAGAAUUACCUGUACAACAAUUUUAGAAAACAUGCAUGAGUGUAAAACCUAUUGAGGAUGCUUUUCAGUACAUUUUCAGUUAUAUUUGCAAACUAGAAGUGUAGUUGUUGUCAAAUACAUUGGAAACAGAGAAUCCAUUUGAAGUAAUUUUCUGGUAGUAUAGAGAAUUAAAUGUCACAAAAUCAAACUUUGCUUAUAGUAUCAAAGAAAUAAGUUCAAAUAUCAAAAGUAAAUAUUUAAGGUCAAUGUAACCAGAAUGUUCAUGAGAGUCUCACAACAAUGGUUGUUAUGGUUAUAGUGAUUUUAAAAUUAGACCUGAAUACUCUAAAUUGCUUAUUUGACGGCCAUUUUAAUUUAGCGGAUUAAGCAGGUUGAUAAA
This is a messenger RNA of Owenia fusiformis, 2988 nucleotides long. The record is from the annotation of a GenBank genome assembly. NCBI's taxonomy places the organism in Eukaryota, Metazoa, Annelida, Polychaeta, Sabellida, Oweniidae.